GUUAAAAAAAAUAAAUAGAAGUGAGCGGAGCACGAUUAUUUGAGGUUAAGUUUAUGGUGAAAAUUCUCAAAAAAUAUUCGAAAAUGGAAGUAGAAAACGCCGAUUUACCGCAGCACAUCGCGAUAAACUCCUUCGCGACGGCCAGAGCGCGGGAAAUUCAAGUGAUGAACAAAGCCCUCGCUACCUCUACUACAGUGAAAUUAGCGUUUCAGAAGCUCCCGAUGCACAUGCGAAGGCGAGCGAUGUCGCACAACGUAAAAAGGCUGCCCAGGCGAGUCCGCGAGAUCCAUUUAAACCAACAAAUGAAGUCCGGAAUACCCCCAAAGCACAAACGUCCAUCUAGAAAGUACAGACGUAGACCGUACAAUCUCAUUAAUGAAUAUACUAGAAGACAACGGAGAGUUGGUUGGUUGAACACCCACAUUUGGCACGCAAAAAGGUUUCACAUGACCGAGAAAUGGGGCUACAGAAUUCCGUAUUCCCCUUGCGAUAAAGCUUUUCGAGCUUGUUACAGAGCGACCAAACAACAUUGUUUGGUACAAGACAUUUCUUACAAUAACUGCUUGGAAAUCGAGGGCGAUUUCGAUUACAUUGUAGAGAACUUGAACCGAAUGACUGAUCCUCGAACCGGUUUAUCGAUAUCCGCUAAAUGUUACACGGGAGGUUUACGAGAAGGGAACGCAAUCCUUUUUAGACCCGAUAAUAGAAAGGUUAUCGGUAGCGUUUCGUUUUACUGGAGACCUAAGAGUAACGAUAGCAACACGAGAAAUAUAUGUUUUUGGUGCCAUCCAGCUUUCUAUGACGAACUGCUAAAUAUAUUCAUAAAGUGUUGUGAAUUACAACCUUGCACGAGUGCUAACGACACCGGAGAUGUAGAUAAAUAUGCUAAUAGUCAAAUUACAUUGAAGAUUUUGAAAUGGGAACUCUGCAGAUUCAGAUUAACGGGGCCUCUUUCCAACGCUAUUCUUCACGACGCCUUUAAAUUACCCGAUAACUCACCCAUGCAACCCGAGUGGCUGCGGACGCAUUUGAACAAUCCCUUAUCUGCAACAUCGCGGGAGUUCUGGGAGAGCACCGAAUGCAUUUCUUCGCCUUCGGAAGUCACCCCUCACAUUAUCUUACCUCUAAUAAUCGCCGAUCCUCGGUACUAUUUUACGAAAAAACGAGGCAAAGUUCUGCCAGUUCUAACCGAGGACACCAUGAAUUCAUCGAUGAGCACAAACUUUUCGGAGAGCCCCAUUUGGGAGGAAACUGUUCGACAAGCAGUACGAGAGAGUAAAAUAUCCAAUGCCAAAUUAGACGAACUAAGGCAACAACUACUCGUGCCCGGUACCAUUUUGGAUAUGGUACCAGCGAAUAUACCCGUUUUGUUAAUUCAAGUACCCGGCAAGAAGACUCGAGAAUAUACAGGUUACGGAAGCGGCUGGGAUAUAGUUUUCCCAUCGGCUUGGGCUCAGCCGAUUUGGCUGUCUCUCGUGAUGCGCGGAGGAAGAUCGGGGGGUUUGAGACAACACGAGCACUUGCUGUUCGAGUUGGAUUCCCAUCGGUUCUUGUACCCGGACAGUUCGAGUGGAGAGCAGGAAGAACGCGACGCUUCACUAAAAUUAAAAGAGCGCUACUUCAAAUUACCGCCGAACAAGCGCACAAACUUCGCUAAAUUCAAGAUAUCCAGCCCGUUCGAUUGGAAUUGGAAGUUGCUGCUAAGCGAAUGGUCCGUUACCAAAAAUCCAAUCGAAGAUUUCUUCGUAUUGCGCGACAAAACUGCCCUGAGGGAUCUGCAAGUAAUGUUGUCGAGAAGGGAUCGAAACGAUCGAUUGCUGGAAUCUCUCGAAGACAACUGUUUGAUACCCGUUAAAGUGACUUUGAUGAAGAAGGGCUGUUGUCAAAGAUUUUCCAUAAUAUGUGUGCCGCGUAGGGAAGAUUUCAAAGCGGAGCCCUGCGAGCCGAACUGCAACGAUCCGAACGAAUCGGCCAGGAAGUUGAUGCGGAAAGAACACAAAGUGUUGCUGGCGAGAUUGAAGCGAAAGAGGAAGAAAGGGCGACGAAAAGGAGAAGUUAUUCCGAUAGAUAAAGAAGCGUUGAAGAGCUACACGAGCGCAAUGAGGAAAUUGUGGUUGCCGGAGGCUAGUCGUAUAAGGAGUUCUUGCUCAAGAGAGGUAAUGGGAUUCGUUAAAUACGGCGAUUUCAGUCUACUGGAAGCAAAGAGCAAAGCUCUAGGGUAUAUCACUGCAAACUCUUUAUCGGUGCUAUUAAAUACGGGUAAAAAUAAAGUAUUAGUGAGAAACACCAAUUCUAAACAAUACAGGCUGGGCACCUUGGAAAUUUUAAACGAGUAACAGUGCCCCAUUUUCUAGUUCGUUAAGUGUAAAUAGGAUUUGUUAAAUGAAAGUUUCUCAAUGAUAAUUACAGUUUUAUUUUCACGGUAAUAGAAUUAUUUAAACUAUAAUUAAAUUUAGAACGGAAAUGAAAUCUAGAGGAAACGUUCAAAGGAGGAAUGUUUACAGGCGGGGGUCGUAUAGUGUUCUUAAAUUAACUUAAAUUAACAGCUACACACUUAUUAUUUUGAUUUGCUCAGCUACAAAACGCAGGAUUCCAGUUAUAAUUAAAUAAAGGUUUCGGGCUACUAGGAGAGACUCUCAUUAAGUUAAUUUCAGAACAAUCUAACGGAAU
This is a messenger RNA of Phyllotreta striolata, 2670 nucleotides long. The record is from the annotation of a GenBank genome assembly. NCBI's taxonomy places the organism in Eukaryota, Metazoa, Arthropoda, Insecta, Coleoptera, Chrysomelidae.